AUAAUAGGCUCGCAAUUUGUCUCAAAACAUACCUUUAUCAUCGCGAAACAAGCUCUAUUUUGACUUUGACCCUGUCACCCCUUAUUAUAUUGGCACAGUGACUUGAUAGCACAAAACUUCACUGAAACCUGUCGAUUUAAUACGGAAACUGUGAUUAAAGCUAAUGAAGGAUUAACUGUAGAAUUACGAAACAAUAUUUUGAAAUUAUUUUGCUCUUCAAACAGCUGUGGCACGAAAUUUGUUUAUCUUAAUACUUCGUUUAUGGUGUAACUCUGGUGCCUUGCCUUUAUAAACACAAGAGGAAUGUGGAUGUGAGAUCAAUUUCACGAUGUCAAAUGAAACGGGAGAAAUUACACUGUCCGUUUUUGGCGCUGCUAAAGUUGGCAAAUCCGGUAUGUACAGAAUUGUGUAUUCAUUUCGCGGGUAUAUUAUAUUGAUAUAUUGACUUCUGUGUUGUAUGGUGAAAUAUUGUCCCUGUGGGGGAGGUGUCGUAUUUUAAGUGUAAACAUCGUAUAUAUGUUAUUAUUGCCAUACAUUUUGUACGCCUUUCUGUUAAUAUGAUUUCCGACUCAAAAUAUGAAAGUUUUGUUUGAGAAUUAAUAUAUACGUAUUAAUUGAUACAGUUGAAGAUUUGUCAGACAACAAUAUAUGUAGUUGGUUUCACAAAGAAAACGUCGAUAUGGUAGAGAUGCAAAUAUUCAUGGGCUAUAUACUUGAAAUAGAUAAUGCAUAGCAGCAUAGGCAUAGCCAUAUAGGCUAUAGCUUUAGAGUUUAGGUAAAUUCUACGUCUUGAGAGACUUAGGGCCUAUAUACGGCUGUAUUCUAAAAGCUCACUCACACUCAGAGAGUGGAUCAGGUUCAAUCUGAGCUUCCCUUGAGUGUCAAUGCUGUUUUUGAAUAGCUGGAGCUGGAGGAUUAAUCUAGUACCUUACUAUAUACUCAUGCACCAUCCAGCUAUUCAAAAACAGUACUGACUCUCGAGGGAAGCUCAGGUGAGCGUUUAGAAUACAGGCGUAACGGGGAGAACAAAAAAUGAUGAUAUAUAUAUAGGCUCUUUCUGACAGAACGAGUCGAGUUUAGUCCGGUAUAUGUGUCUCUGUGAGUGAGUUGUUGGGAGUCCUAUCUCAGAUUCUCAGGAGAGUUCUUAUCGAUUAGUGGAUGGGUUUCACUAAGCACUAUCGUGCGACAGAUGGUGUCUAUAUCUAUCAUCAUCAUGCUGGUCAAACAACAGUUAUCAGAGUGCGAAAAUAUGGUAGUCUUGGUUUAAUACUCUAUCAAAGUUUCUGUGAUCACAUUGGUGGUUUUGCCUCGGUAAGUUUUGAAGGAUUUGUAAGAAAUGUUUGAGGGGACUGCCAACCCGGUGUUUAACACUAAGUCAUUUCCCUUGAAACAUUUCUUGCAAAUCCUUCAAAACUUACAAUUUACCUAUAAUAUGAAAAAUUCCUACUGUGAUCACAGAAACUUCGAUAGUGUAAAAGUCUUUUAUAUUUGGAAUUUGGAGAAAAGAUCCUUUUCGUGUCAACAUUUCUGCUCGCGGUUGACCACAAUCUGCUAUCCUGUCGUGUUUACAUGAGCAAUCGAAGCUUGCGUUACUCUGAAUGAAUCAGGAUUGGUGCUUCAGUCCACGUAAAAAUGAGUUGAACGUGAACAGACCUGCAUGAUAUUACGCGAGGUUUUCGUUUCGUGAGGAAAGUAUGUGUACAUAUAUAUACACGAUGAGUUUUUCUAUGACUGACCGCUUGUUAACACAUUCCUCCCACUGAAAAGUUUCACAUUUUAUCUCUUCAUUAAUUCACCUUUUCAUUCGGCUGGCAAGUUUUAAUUUCAGGUUUUCAUUACACUUCUUAUCUGACAUUCAAAUAAUGGAUCACGUUUCCAUAUAUAUAUGAAUUAAAUUUACAGUUUCAUGCAAAAAGAGUUCAUUAUAUACUUAUAAGGCUGGUUACUCUAUCAAAGCUAGGUUCUGUCAUCAUGCACAAUAGGAAUUUUGCAUAGAUAAUUUCUACCUUUUGAAGGUUUUGUACGAAAUGUGUGAGGGAAUAGUGAGGAACUGACUUAAUGUUGAACACCGAGUCAGCCUUCCUUCGAACAUUUUUUUACAAAUCACUUCAAAACUGACUCAGUUAGAAUGACCUAUAUGCAAAAUUCCUAUGUCACACAAAAUUCAGUUUCAAAGCAUUGAUUGAUAGCAAUACAAAGCAAUUUUUGUUCAAACUUUUGACCUCGUGAAAAUUUAAAAAUAGCCCCUCACUCGAAGUGCAUGCAUGAGCAAUUAGGCUUUCUCACGAAGGCCAAAAUCCACUAUUUUGGGGGGUACUGUCUGGCCUCGUGAAAGAUUCUAGACCGAAUUCAAACAACGUGAAAAGCGACUUUUAAAACUUGUAACUGUAGAUGUACCAUUAUAUAUAUAAACAACUAUAUACAAAUACAAUAUAGUCAAUAUACUAAAAAGUUGUAUUUCGUGGUGCGGAGACUCUAAAACGUGGGAGAGGCAGUACACCAAAAAUGGCGGGAAAAUUGGCCGUGAGAAAGACUAAUUAAGCGUGCCUCACUCGAGGCGUAUCAGAGUAGCAUAUACAGGGUGUAUAAAAAAAAAAGAUAAUCGAACUUCAGCGCGCUAUUGUAUCCGAAUUACUCUGCGUAUGAACGAGAUUUAAACACAUUCGGAAAGAUCAUGCUUUUAGCUGUUGAAUCGGAUAUCUUCUUCAUGCCAAAUGGAUAAAAAAUGAGCAAAUACGAAUCCAAUAAAAAAUGUUAGUCAGAAUCGCAUAUUUUCACCGUUGAGAGUUGGGUCUAAAACCAUUGAAAAUGAACUCCCUUUGGUACUUAAGUUGAUGAAUUUCACUUCAUUAAACUACGCACAUAUUCAUAAUUAUUAUUAAGUAGGAAUAAAUCUUAGCUAAGCUACGACACGUUAGUGAUUAAUUGCUUUUUCUUUUGUUAUGCAUUGUUUUAAUUAGGAACAGAGGUGAAAAUAUGCGAUUUUGACAAACAUUUUUGAUCGGCCUCGUACAUGCUUAUUUUUUCUCCACUUGUAUGAAAAGCAUGUCAUUCAAUAGCUAAAAGCCUGAUCUUUCCAAAUAUGAAAACCAAUUGUUUAUACGCCGAGUGAUUAACGUAUAAUAACGCCCUGAAGUUCGAUUACCUUUUUUUUUAUGCACCCUGUAUAUAACCUACAUGACAAACGUGUUAUCAAAUUGCAAGAGAAUUAUGUAGCGGUUUUCACAGACAGCUUUAUAAUUGAUAUUAGUUGUUAAAUACUUUUAUGCAAGCGUUAUCAGAUCGACUUAAUUAAGAUCCUUAAAAUGUCUAUAGCUUCAGAUUUCCGCGCAGAGCUAGCAACAUGAAACAAACCGCUACUCGGAAUAAUGAACUGCAGUUUCUUUUCAUUAGCUGAAAUGUUCAUCAUGGCAAUUGUCUCAAUCAGUCUGUGUUCGUGGAAUUUUCUCACAAAGUAAACAAAAACAUGGCCUCCUCAUGUUUGAAAGUGUUUUGACAAGGAAAAUUGAUACAGUUUCCUUUUUGCCGCACUAGAUCUAUAAAUGAAGCCAUAUGUCAGACACUUGUUGUGAGUGUCUUAUUUUCUGCAUGUAUAAUAAGGUGUAUGUAUAAUUAGUGUAUGUACUAUGUAUGUUGUUAGAAAAUUUCGGAUAACAUCCUCUUCUUUUUUUUCAGCGUUAACAGUUCGUCUUUUGACAAAAAGAUUUAUUGGAGAGUAUGACAGUUCGUCAGGUAUAUAUAGCUUCUUCACUCACUGUGAUUCACAGACAUUCGCUUUGAAUAUCACGUACACGCCAAGGACACGUGAUAUAUGUACGUACAGGCGCAAAAAUCUCACAUCUUUUAGCAAGUCUGUCAACAAGUCGUCAACAUCGACUAAGCACUGCUUGUCCCAAGUUGUCAACAAGAAAUGAACAAGCUGUUAACAACUUGUAACAACCUUGUUGAUAUUAUCAGACUUGUUGCAAGGUUGUUCCAACAAGUCCGAUACAGUCGUGAUAUAACAAUAUUGUUACAACCUUGUGUCGUCGACCUUGUAACAUUCUUGUUAUAGCAUGACUGUAUCGGACUUGUUAGAACAACCUUGUAACAAGUCUGAUAAUGUCAUCAAGCUUGUUCGAAACUUGUUACAACAACUGGGAACAAGCAGUGCGAACACAACUUGUCGACAGCUUGUGAACAGAUUUGUAACAACUUGUGCGUUUUUAGUGCGUAGCAAGUCUGCCAUCAAGCUGCCAACAAGUUGUGAACAACUUGUAACAACCUUGUUGAUAUUAUCAGACCUCUUACUUGCAUGCAAGGUUGUUCCAACAAGUCCGAUAUACAGUCCUGAUAUAACAAUAUCGUUACAACCUUGUUUGGUCAACCUUAUAUAACAUUCUUGUUAUAUCAUGACUGUAUCAGACUUGUUGGAACAACCUUGUAACAAGUCUGAUAAUGCUAUCAAGCUUGUUACAAGUUUUUAACAGCUUGUUCCAAACUGUUACAACAACUGGGAACAAGCAGUGCGAACACAACUUGUCGACAGCUUGUGAACAGAUUUGUAACUACGUGUUUGCAGACUUGUAACAACUUGUGCGUUUUUACGUGUGUACUAAGUUGUAACAAACCUGCAGCAGACUUGAAGCAAUGCUGUUCCAACAACUUGUCAUCAGGACGUGUUAGCACCGCUUGUUUCCAGCUUGUUGACAAUAGACAAUUCCCAUUAUAGACUAAUUUUAAAAUUAGGCAAGAAAACUCAAAUAAAUCACCACAGCUAGAAGGAACAUACUAAAAUUAGUAAAAUUACAAAGUUUGGUUGCGAAAUGUUGUAAAAUGAGGAAAAUAUAACCUUGCAAAGUUCGCAAAUUUUGUAUACUUUUGUAUUGCUUGCGGAAAUUCCUACCACAUUCCUACCACAUUUAGGCCGAAAAUGUCGCACGCAAUACAAAAGUAUACAAAAUUUGCGAACUUUGCAAGGCUAUAUUUUCCACAUUUUACAACAUUUCGCAACCAAAUUUUGUAAUUUUACUAAUUUUAGUAUGCUCUUUCUAGCUGUGGUGAUUUAUUUGCAUCUCCUUGCCUAGUUUUAAAAUUAGUCUAUAAUGGGAAUUGUCUAUUUGCUACAAGGUUGUUGAGCUCAGCAGCCUUGUUGCAAGUUGUUCCAACAACUUGUUUUAUCGUCCUGUAAUUCAACAAGUUGUCAAGAAGUUGUGAAUGACAACCUUGUAGCAACUUGAUAAAAUAACAGUAUUGUUACAACUUGCUGACAAGCUUGCUAGAUGCCUGUUGCGAACACAUCUUAUUGACAAGUUGUGUGAGAUUUUUACACGCAUGUAUGUAUUACGUAUGUCUUCUCAAAUUCAUUAAUAAUUCAUGAGUAAUUCAGCCAAUGAUAAUCACCUAUUUGAUCACAAGAUGCCAUUUGGAUAACCCGGUGAAACUUGAUGAAAGUCACUAGUGUUUUCAUCAAAUAUCUUAAUUACGCAUGCAAAAUUACUUGAAUAGAAUUCCUAAUUACUUUAUGCUUGGUUAAGAAUUCGAUUCAAAUCAGCAAACGAAAACAUUCUGUUACGUCUCGAUUCAUUUGAGAAGCCAUAUAAACAACUCGAGCUCGUGUCUCACCGGGAUAUCCAAACACGAGAAAACAAUGUAUGAAAACACUCGCGCUUCGCGCUCGUGUUCUCAUACAUUGUUUUCCCGUGUUUGGAUAUCCCGGUGAAACACUCACUCUCGUUGUUCAUAUAUUACAUAUGAAACUAGUUUUUCAUAUGAAAUCUCUGGCUCUUUUAUAUGAAAUCUUUCAUAUGAAAUUUCCUAGAGAUAUCUCUGAGGAUGUUUCUGAAAUAGAAUUGAAACACUGCGCGCGCGUCCUCCAAACAAGCGUCAAGUCGUCACGAAAAAAUAUUUCGUGUCUUAAAUAAUAACACCGCUGUCAAACGUCCGCGUGUUUACUACUUAUACUCGAAAGACCGCAGCUAUAGUAUUGUUUUUACGAAGCUGUAGCAAAAUGUUUAAAUGAAAGAAAAUUACGAGAGUUUAAACUCGGUAUAGCUUCCUCUUGACACAUUAUAUCUUCAGCCAUUCCCUUUUAUAUAAUAACGUUAUGAACUCAAGCGCUUUCAUUUGUCGAGAGACAUGAUCCAUGAAGGCCUGAUUCCACGAGCGCUUUUCUCGGCGAAAUGCGAAACAUUAGUCGCACGAAAUGAAAUCGUGCAUGCGCAGUAAAUAUAAAUUAGGCUUCGCGAAAAAAAUUUCGCUUCGCCAGUGAGUAUAUAGGAGUCCGUUCUACUAACUGCGAAAGCGAAAAGAGAGUGCAAAUUCACUAAUAAAAUCACUCUUGUGCAGCCAUCCAUAUUUCGCACCGAGGGGCAUUUCACUCCAAAAAAGCGUACGGGAUUUUCGGAUUUUUAAAAAUCCGCGAAUUUUUUAGCGGAUUUUCCCCGGAUUUUUUAGCGGAUUUUUGAAGAGAAAAUCUGUUGGAUUUUCCAGAUUUGUUUGGAUUUUCCGGAUUUGUUCGGAUUUUUUCUGGAUUUUUUGACGAAGCGUAUGGGAUUUUCGGAUUUUUAAAAACCCGUGGAUUUUUUAGCGGAUUUAGCGGAUUUUCCCCGGAUUUUUAGCGGAUUUUUGAAGAGAAAAUCUGCUGGAUUUUCCGGAUUUGUUCGGAUUUUUCCGGAUUUUUUGACGAAGUGUACGGGAUUUUUGGAGUGAAAUGCCCCUCGUUUCGCACACACGAUUUCGCGCGAAGAAUUUCGCCGUCGUGGAAUCAUGAUGAUAAACUUUAUUUAAUCACGCUAACAUUGUCAGCAGAAGCUGGUUUCCACAAUGGGCGUGUAAAAAACAUUAACAAAUUGUUACAAGUAAAAUAAUAAGGAAGUAUUAACAUGCAGAAUAUAGAAUUAUUAAAAUGUAUACAAAAAGUUUGCUAUAUACAAUGAUGUGGUUUUCUUUAUAAGCUAUAGGUAGCGAUUUUUCUUUUAAAACUUGAGAGCGAAUUACUUUCUCUUAUAUUUUUUGGAAGAGAGUUCCAUAUGGAAGCUCCAUCAUACAUGAAACUCUUUUUCAUAUUAUUUGUGUUUGUCAGCAGAAGCUGGUUUCCACAAUGGGCGUGUAAAAAACAUUAACAAAUUGUUACAAGUAAAAUAAUAAGGAAGUAUUAACAUGCAGAAUAUAAAAUUAUUAAAAUAUAUACAAAAUGUUUGCUAUAUACAAUGAUGUGGUUUUCUUUAUAAGCUAUAGGUAGCGAUUUUUCUUUUAAAACUUGAGAGCGAAUUACUUUCUCUCAGGCCUUUUAGGCGUGAUUCCACGGGCGCUUUUUCUCGGCGAAAUGCGAAAUAUUUCGCCUGUUUCUUUUGAAUUGUGGGCAACCAAGUAGAAAUAAUUUAUUCGAGUGGUCGCAAUUCAAAAGAAACAGGCGAAAUAUUUCGCAUUUCGCCGAGAAAAAGCGCCCGUGGAAUCAGGCCUUUAGAGGACAGACGCACGGAUUUAUGUCACAAUUAAAGUAGCCAAUAGCAUUCCCUUAUUUGUGUAGCUCGAACAUGUGCGCGUCAGCGCGUGAUACUUGUAAAAUUUUAACUUUUUCAAAUUUCAAACGAUUUGGAUGCAUAAAAAGUAAGCUAUUUACCUGUUUAACUCGGGGGUUUUCUUUUUCAUUAUAUAAAACAAAUAGAUAAGAUUUUGUUGUUGUCUGUCCAGUUAUAGAUACAGUAUGACAACAUAAUAGGGGAAGAACAAAAAUGUGACCCACGCACUCGCCUCGGCGGCUCGUGAGCGACUUUUUGUUCUUCCCGCAUUAUGACGUCAUACUAUGUAUCUAUAUAUGAACAGACAACGGCAGAAUCUUAUCUAUUUGUUAAAUAUAGUCAAUGGUUUUCUUUUCCCCUUGUUUACUCUAUUAUUUUGGAGACAUAUGGGUUAACACGAAACACAGUUAAAUACCUCAUUAUAUAUUUUCAGUGUCCACAUAUCGUGGAGAAAUCCGACAUGAUGCAGGCGAGAUCCUAAAGUUCUCAAUACUUGAUUACCCCGGAAAUGUGAGUUAUCAUAGUUCGUGCAUUUGUCUUGGAAAAUUAUAAAUAAACUUUAUUUACACUGGAUAGCUCUAUCAGUACUAAACUGUUCUUCCUAGAGGUCCAGUAAUUAAGAGUCAUCUCCAGUAUUGGUCCAGUGUUACUACAGGAGGGAACCUAAACUAAACUAAUUUUGUUUAUACUGGAUUGCUCUAUCUGUUCUAAACCGUUCUCCCUAGAGGGAUCCAUCUCUUAUUGAUCUAGUGUUACUACAGGAGGAAACCUAAACUAGCUUUAUUUAUACUGAAUAGCUCCAUCAGUUCUAAACUGUUCUUCCAGCAAGAGUCAUCUCUUAUUGAUCCAGUGUUACUACAGAAAGAAACCGAAACUACACUAACUUUGUUUAUACUGGAUAUAGCUCCAUCAGUCCUAAACUGUUCUUCCAGUAAGAGUCAUCUCUUAUUAAUCCAGUGUUACUACAAGAGGAAACCUAAACUAAACUAACUUCAUUUAUACUGGACAGCUCUAUCAGUUCUAAAUUUUUCUCCGUAGAAGUCCAGUAAGGAUAAUCUCUUAUUAAUCCACAGGAGGAAACCUAAAGUAACUGUGGUCUAACUACGUUCCUUUAUUAUAUUUAUCUAGUUAAAAGAAAUCACUCCAUCUUUACUAAGCUCGGCUGACUGUUGUGUUGUCGUCUAUUCCAUCACAGAUUCCAAUUCUUUCAACGAAGCUAUCAACUACGUUCAAACUAUCUCCGAAUUGGGGGACUCUAAUGACGUGAUCAUCUUGUUGCUAGGCAACAAACGUGACUUGGUUGGCGCUCGCCAAGUGUCGUACGAGGAGGGGAAGGCCAUAGCAGCGAGAUUUGACUGCGCAUAUUUUGAAGUUUCAGCCGCUGAGGAUUAUUUUAAUGUUCAAACAGUUUUUAAAGAACUGUUACUUCAAGUGCGAAAAACACGGCUGGCCGAAAAGCGACAGAGGAAACUGUCAGCUAAAAAGAAAGCUGUCAAGUUGUUUAGUUUUGGCGGGAGAGCUCGCAGCGGAACGCUUUAGGAUAGUUUUAGGAAAUAUAUGUAAUAUAGGAUAGUCUUGGAGAGGUAUCUUGCAAGGAAUUAAAGGUUUCUUGGUUUGCUUACUUUUGGGAAAUAUUGCCGGGGAACGCUGUUUCAUGGCUUGCGCACUUUCGGACCGUUUCGGUGCACUUAUGCGCCAAUCAAUUUAUACUGUUAACUCCCCCCCCCUGGGCAUACCCCGGGCAUUUGACACCUUGCUCUAUCCCCAGAGUUGGAAAUUUGACCUUUUGAACUGCUGUUAGGGUGGGGCAUUUGACGCUGCGUCACAAUAGAACAGAUUGCGUGAGGUCUGAGACUAUUAAUUAAAAAACCUUUUUAAAAAAACAAAAAACAAAAUUCAAAAUGGAGUAUCCUUCAAAUACUUUUUGGAAACUUUAUAGAGCAUGAGGUGUGAGAGUUAUUUAUUUUUUAUGUAAUAGUCAUUUAUUAAACUGUUGAAUUAAGGGACCGGUCAUUAUUUAUGGGGGUGACACCGAAGAGAAAAAGGUUGGGUAAACAAAAUUUUGAGUAAGUAAAAGGUUGGGUAAAUGAAAAACAAAACAACUCAAGGGUUGGGCAAUAAAAAUUUAUUGUCAUUUCCAAAGCAUGACCCACUGAAAUAUUGGAGACUGAAUCGAAAAGCAUUGUCAACAGUCAUUUGUCAAUACAAUAUGUGAGUCAAUCAGAGUCACUAUUUUGAUCAUAGUUUGACAAAACAAAUUGUGUUUCCAAAGAAAGUACAUGUGCAGACAACAUGAAACUUUAGACUGCAGAAAAUUUCACAAGCCGUUAUCAAACUCAUGUCACUGAAGUGAUAAAGGACAUGUAUGACAACUGAAUGGUAUCCUUUUGUUAAGUUUUUGGCCAGGGGUGGGUAGCUAUUUUUUAAUUGAUAUUUCAGGUUGGGUAAUCAAAUUUUUGUCUUUUUAAUGGUUGGGUCAGCAAAAUUUUUGACACGGAAAACAUUUCUCUUCGGUGCCACCCCCCGCCAUAAAUAAUGACCGGUCCCUAAGUUACUUUCACACAAUUCCAAACUUCAACUGAACAGUCAGAAUGAUUGGGGAGUUGAGGCAUUUGACCAUCAAUAUAAUUUUUGUGCGAGGUAUGGCACUAUAGCUUGGCGCAAUACUUGAGCGACGAGAUCGAGAGUAUUCAACGCAGAGCCCUUCGUAUAAUCUUUCCUGAUCUCAAAUAUGAAGAUGCGUUGGUACGUGCUGGGGUGGUGUCACUGUUCCUGCGGAGAAAGACCAUGUGCGAGAAACUUUUCGAUCAAAUGUGUGAUGAAACAUCCCAUCAACUCCAUUCUCUCGUUCCCCCAAGACAGCCUUAAACAGGUAUUCUCUACGUAAUAAUAACUGUCUUUCAAUACCAAAGCAUAGGACAAGUAGGUUUGCUAAUAGUUUUAUUAUGGCCGGUAGUAAGGCCCCACAACUCUAGUUUUAAAUAAUAAUUGUUUAGCUACAUUCUUACCUAGAACUAUCAAAAUUAACAACUUGUAAAUAAGGAGUGUUUGUAGACAUUUUUACUCAUAUGCAUGUAAACCAAU
Molecule: messenger RNA, 10586 nt
Organism: Paramuricea clavata
Lineage: Eukaryota; Metazoa; Cnidaria; Anthozoa; Malacalcyonacea; Plexauridae
Source: the annotation of a GenBank genome assembly